AUGGUGAAAAUGAAGAAAGAAAUUAUUUUCCUUCUUAUCAUUGCUUUUUCAUCCUUCACAAAGGCAACAACUCCAGGAAUUACGGUAGUAACAACAGCCUUUUUCACAUUAGCUCAGACAAUAAUAGCAGUUUCUUCUUCAACAACAAUGACAGCAUUGUCAACCGAAAAUAAGAAAAAAUCCCCUUCUCAACCACUCCUCACACAACAGCAACUUGUCCAACAAAUAGAAAAAGAACAGUCUCUUCUCGAGGAACUUCUAAAAAAACAAAACUCGACACCUUACCAACUUCAACUUCAACUUCAACAGCUGCUCGAACAACUACAACAAAACCAGUCACACUUUAAGCACCGUCUUGAACAGCAAGAGAAUGCUCGUAAGGAACUUGAACGGAAUCAUAGCUGCGAAAAUAAACAAAAACUUCUUCAUAACCAGCAGCUUACCCUUAAACUUCUUCAAAAACAAGAACCACUUCUGAAUCAAUUUCAGCACCAACAAGGAGUUAUUUUUCAGCAACUUCUUCAGCGACAACAGACUCUCGAAUCUCUACUACAAAAACUGCCUUAUCAACAACAACUAUUUCAAGAACAACAACCUAUUCUUCAACAACUUUUGCAGCAGCAACUGAAUUCUCUAAAGCAAGCAACGCAGCCAUCGACUGUGCAGCAACAAACGCUUCAAAAACAAAUUCAACAAAAUCGCGAGCAAUCUCAAAAUCAGAAGCAACAGCAACAUCUUCAACUCCUUCAGCAACGCCAUACUGCAUUAAAGCAAUUUCAGCUACAGAAACAACUACUUCUUCAGCAACUUCAACAUCUAGUGCAACUGCUUCAGUUACAACAACAACAAAAGCUUUCUUAUCAGCAACUACAAAAACAACCAUCUCUUCUCCAACAACUUCUACAGCUACAACAACUUCUUCUUGAACAAUACAAACAGCAACAACCACUUAUUCAGCAGUUCCUCCAACAACAACAGCAACUUGUGAAACUUAUGGAGCAACAACAACAACUUGUUGUACAAAUGCUUCUAGAACCUCCGCAAAUUUCUAAUCUCCUUCAACAACUUAGCCAGCUACAAGUCCAAUUCCAACAACUUGUGCAACAAGAACAACAACUUCUUCAACAACUACAGCAGAAGCAGCAUUCAUUUCAGCAGUACCUCCAACAACAACAGUCUAUGUUUAGAGACCUUCUGAAAAGCAAACAAAGUCUUCUCCAAAGUUUAAAACAACAAUUGAAGUAUUUAUUCCAGCACCAGAAAUAA
Molecule: messenger RNA, 1266 nt
Organism: Brugia malayi
Lineage: Eukaryota; Metazoa; Nematoda; Chromadorea; Rhabditida; Onchocercidae
Exons: 2
Coding region: 1-1266 (421 amino acids)
Source: RefSeq, a predicted model, not a curated record